AUGGACGGUAGGGCUGUGGAGCUGGCUGUUGUGGUGGCUGUUGGAGGACUGCAGCAUGCAAGCUGUUUGCUGAAGCUUGUUUUCUGCCUGGAUGCUGCGGUAGAAUUGCUGAAUUGUGUUGAUGGUGGGAAAUGGCUGGCAAGUUGCAAUUGGGUUCCUAAGACCAACUGUUGCGCGCACUGGGGAGGUGUAAGCUGUGAUCCUGUCACCGGAAGGGUAGAUACACUCUACGUAUAUAACCCUGUAGGUAUACUCUCCCCUUACAUUGGUAAUCUUACGUACCUUAAAGUUCUUGGAAUUUAUAAUGAUGAGGGAGAUAAUGAUGCGGGAGAUGAAGGGUUAUCUGGUUCCAUACCUCCUGAACUAGGAAACCUCUCUAAUUUAACUUAUCUUAAUCUUUACGACAAUAGCCUUGAAGGUCCGUUACCCUCUUCAUUAGGUAACCUCCAUAAGCUACAACAUCUCAUCCUUCGCAAUAACUACCUCUCCGGUGUCAUACCCUGUAAUAUCUUUAGAUCAUUCAAGUCACUUUUAACUCUAGAUCUGCAGUAUAAUAGAUUCAUUGGCCCAUUACCUUCUUCCAUUGCAAAUCUGGUCUCACUUACCGACCUUGAUCUUACCGGAAACUAUUUCUCCGGUGAAAUUCCAGUUGGUAUUGGCAAGCUCAAGAACCUUACAAGAUUAAAUUUGCUCUAUAAUCAGUUUAACGGAAGCAUACCUAAAUCCAUCUUUCAACUUCCGAGGGUGGAAUUUGUAGAUCUUUCCUAUAACAAUCUCAAUGCUCCUCUACCAGAGUUUGUGGUAAGUAAUGUCUCUAGCAUGCAAGAAUUACACCUUACAUAUAAUGAUAUCAUUGGAGUUAUACCUGAUUCUAUAGGCCAACUUUCCAAGUUGAAACUUUUAUAACAAACUUAGUGGCCCUAUUCCUUGUUCCAUAGGUGGACUCAAAAAUGUGGAUAAC
Chenopodium quinoa (quinoa) is the source of this 961-nucleotide messenger RNA. RefSeq names its product probable leucine-rich repeat receptor-like protein kinase At1g35710. The transcript has 3 exons. The coding region runs from base 1 to 906 and encodes 301 amino acids. Gene Ontology annotation, molecular function: protein binding. The record is from RefSeq and is a predicted model, not a curated record. NCBI's taxonomy places the organism in Eukaryota, Viridiplantae, Streptophyta, Magnoliopsida, Caryophyllales, Amaranthaceae.